ACCGAUCAGCAAUUACGUAAUACGUCUCAUUGUCAACAUAUCGAUGAUGAACUUUGAUUUGUUGAAAAAGAUUUACAUGCUAUAAGUGUCAAUCAUCAUAAUAAUAAUAAUAAUAACCUCGUUUUGAGAAAAUGAACUAAUCUAUUUAUUUGUCAAACAAGUUGCCGGGUCACUUACUCACUGAUUUUUACACCUCGCAUUGCUUUCGACCAACAAAUUACUUCAAGCUCAAGAGUGUAUGUUUUAAUCAAUUUCUUUUGAAAGAAAGUAACAAUUACUGUUUAAACUCCUUCUUCUUUUUAAUCCCAAGCUUCGCAAAAAUGACACUAUUGACAAAUGUAACUAAUCGAUAUCACAAUGAAACGAACAAACAAAAUUUCUUCUACAAUAUCAAUGAUCAAUAUCGAUGCACAGAAAAAGAUCAUCAUCAAUGUUAUCUUGAUAAAAAAUGUCCGAAUUAUUUUGGACAACCACAACCACAGCAGCACCAACACCAACAACAAAAACAAAAUGAAUUUCUCUCAUUAACUGAUUAUCAAAAUGAUGUGAUUCGAUUAGCUAGUUAUUAUGAACAAAUAUUGAAAACUUAUGGUAAAGUGGAACUUGAAGCAUUGGCCUAUAGAAUAUCUGCUGCCUGUCAUUCAUAUGAAGGCCAAAACAAGUUACAUUCAACCACAUUCAAUCUUCCAACAAAUUCUUAUUCAAAAAAUAAUGCUUCUUAUGAUUGUCAAUACACUGCUGAACCAUUGAUCUCGUCAUCGCAUCCACCGAUAACUUAUCACCUGAAAAUGCAUUUAACAGGUUUCAAAUCGAUCGACUUCUACCAAUCACCAAAUCAAUCGAUUAAUUGUCUUUUAAAUCCAACUAAUCAUCAUCAUCAUCAUUUUAAUCCAACCUCAUUGAUGAAUAGAUUAUCGUGUAAAGUAUUUGUCGGUGGUGUACCAGUACGUGGUAAUCAAGUGACUACAUGGACAAGAGAUCAAUUGCAAAAAGGUUUAUCUGUAUUUGGUCCAGUUAGUUUAAUAUGGCCAAAAGGUACCAUUGUGAUACCAUUUGUUACGGAUGAAAGUAAUUAUAGUCAAGCUAUCUGUGAAGCAUCACUAAGAACUGGUUUGAAACGAGGUUAUUGUUAUGCAUUAUUCAAUGAUGUAAGAAGUGUCACACUGUUACUAUCAAUGUGUUAUCGUCGUACCAAAGGUUUCUAUAUUAAUCUGUCAACAUUAUGUCCUGAUUUAGAAAAAUCUCGAUUAGAUUCUUUACAAAUUAUUCCAUGGGAUAAACAAGAUACAUUUUAUCAACCUAUUUUCAAUGAAUAUGACAACAUUACCAAUAGAAAUGGUGAAAAUAUCAAUCUUCAAUCUGACGAAAGAAGACUAGGAACUGAAACUCGAACUAAAGUUUAUUCCGUAUUUGUUGGUGCAUUGCAUGGAAUGAUGACAGCACAAGCUUUAUUCACUAUUUUCAGUGAUCUAUUUGGUAAUGUUAGUUAUGCUGCAUUGGAUACAGAUAAGUAUCAUUAUCCGAUAGGAUCAGGACGUGUAGCUUUCAAAUCACCAGAAGGCUAUUUGGCUGCUGUAAAAACCAAUUUUAUACGUGUUGAAUGUCAGGUGUUUAGUAAGGUGAUACAAAUUGAUCCCUACCUUGAAGAUGCAAUGUGUUCAAAAUGUUUCUCAGCACCUGGUGUCUAUUUCUGUCGUCAUUUGAAAUGUUUCGAUUAUUUCUGUCCAAAAUGUUGGAUUAAUUAUCAUGGUUCGUCAAAUAUGACAACAACCACAACAACAUCAACAUCUACACCUCAUAAACCAUUAAGACGUACACUAAGUCCUAAUUCAUUGAAAAAAUUCCCUAUACAUUUUUAAACUAUUUUAUUUAGAAAAAGUACAACAUGAGUUUAUUUUACUAUCCUACUGUUUUUAGAAAAAAUGUAUCCAUUCUCUAAGCAUAAAGAAGAAUGGGGGUUUGCAGUUCAAAAAAAUCGUUUGGCAUAUCAUCAUUGACGUUUAAAGAGACACCAGUCUAUUUUUUAAAUUAUCGAUUUAUUUAUCUGAUAUGUAUUUUCUGUUGUAUUUUUGUAUUGGCAAAUUUUAGUUUGUACAGUUUAUGUGAUAUUUUUUCUCCUUCGGUGUUUAUUUGAUUAAAAAAACAGCGGCUUUUUUUAAUUCCUUUUUCAAUAAUUUUUUAGCCACUUUAAA
Messenger RNA from Schistosoma turkestanicum, 2192 nucleotides. NCBI's taxonomy places the organism in Eukaryota, Metazoa, Platyhelminthes, Trematoda, Strigeidida, Schistosomatidae. The record is from the annotation of a GenBank genome assembly.